Messenger RNA from Arachis stenosperma, 3102 nucleotides. RefSeq names its product pentatricopeptide repeat-containing protein At2g22070-like. The record is from RefSeq and is a predicted model, not a curated record. Gene Ontology annotation, biological process: RNA modification. Lineage: Eukaryota; Viridiplantae; Streptophyta; Magnoliopsida; Fabales; Fabaceae. Gene Ontology annotation, molecular function: protein binding; zinc ion binding; RNA binding. The coding region runs from base 115 to 2481 and encodes 788 amino acids. The transcript has a single exon.
UUGAUUUCAGAAUCUAAAUUCUAAAUUCUAAAUUCCUCCAACUUCUCCGCGACUUCACCACCAGAGCCUCCAUCUUCAUGCGGCUGCUGAAUUCAACACUCUCACUUUGUGUUGAUGGGGAUCACAAAACCUCCCUGCACUACUUCUUAUGCUUCCCAUUCCGAUUUAUACGCCGAUGUUCUCCAAUCCGCUAUCAAAUCCAGAGACCCUUUUGUCGGAAGAUCCGUUCAUGCUCGAAUAAUCAAACACGGCCUUCACUUAGGUGUCUUCUUGAUGAACAAUCUCCUCAAUUUUUAUGCUAAAACUGGUUCCUUCUCUGAUGUUCACCGCGUGUUCGCUGAAAUGCCGCUGAAGACCAUUUUCUCCUGGAACACCAUUCUGUCAGCUUAUGCCAAAAGGGGGAACUUGGAAGCUGCACAGCAAGUGUUUGAUGAAAUUCCUGAACCCGAUUCUGUUUCCUGGACUUCAAUGAUAGUGGGGUAUAACAUGUUGGGUCGUUUUGAUAAUGCCAUUCAUAUGUUUCUCAGGAUGAUUUCAUGUGGAGUGUCGCCAACCCAGUUCACAUUUACCAAUGUUCUUGCUUCAUGUGCUGCAACUGAAGCACUGGAUAUUGGUAGAAAGGUUCACUCCUUCAUUGUAAAACUUGGAUUGUCCAGUGUUGUUCCUGUGGCUAAUUCACUUCUCAACAUGUAUGCAAAGUCAGGUGAUUCAGUAAUGGCGAAGGUUGUGUUUGACCGGAUGAGGCUCAAAGACAAAUCAACUUGGAAUACUAUGAUUUCGAUGCAUAUGCAUUUUGGUCAACUUGACCUUGGACUUGCCCUUUUUCAGGAAAUGACUGAUCCAGACAUUGUCUCUUGGAAUUCGAUCAUUACGGGAUAUACUCAUCAAGGACAUGAUGUCAAAGCCCUUGAAAUUUUUUCGCUUAUGCUUAGCAGUUCAUCUUCAAAGCCAGAUAAGUACACCUUGGGAAGUAUUUUGUCAGCUUGUGCCAAUCUUGAAAAUUUCAAACUUGGGAAACAAGUCCAUGCAUACAUGGUAAGAGCUAAUAUAGACAUAUCUGGAGCCGUGAGAAAUGCUCUGAUCUUAAUGUAUGCAAAGUCUGGUGGCAUUGAGAUUGCUCAUAGGAUUGUAGAUAUUACAGGUAUCUCAAAUCUUGAUGUUAUAGCAUUCACAUCACUGCUAGAUGGCUUUGUCAAAAUUGGAGAUAUAAACCCAGCAAGAGAUAUAUUUGACUCAUUAGAAUUUCGAGAUAUAGUUGCAUGGACAGCCAUGAUUGUAGGUUAUGCACAGAAUGGUUUACUUAGCGAUGCUUUGGAUCUCUUCAGGAAAAUGGUUAGAGAAGGUCCAAAGCCAAACAACUAUACUUUAGCAGCAGUUUUAAGUGUCUUUUCAAGCUUGGCUUCUCUUGAUCACGGUAAGCAGCUUCAUGCAACUGCCAUAAGAUUGCAAGAAGCAUCAUCAAUUUCUGUUGGUAAUGCUUUAAUUACCAUGUAUUCAAGAUCAGGAAGCAUCAGAGAUGCAAGGAAAGUAUUCAAACAGAUAUGCUCUAACAAGAAUAAAUUGACUUGGACUUGCAUGAUUAUAGCUCUAGCUCAACAUGGUCUUGGAAAAGAUGCUGUAGAACUGUUCGACACUAUGCUGAAACUUGACAUAGAGCCUGACCAAAUUACUUAUGUUGGUGUCUUGUCUGCUUGUUCGCACGUGGGAUUGGUACAACAGGGUAAGAGUUACUUUAGUUUAAUGAAAAAUGUUCAUCAGAUUGAACCCACCUCUAGCCAUUAUGCUUGCAUGAUUGACCUGCUUGGGCGUGCUGGAUUGCUUGAAGAAGCAUAUCAUUUUAUAAAAAACAUGCCUGUUGAACCAGAUGUUAUAGCUUGGGGUUCACUUUUGGCUUCUUGCAGGGUUCAUAAAAAUGUGGAUUUAGCUAAAGUGGCAGCUGAAAAUUUGCUGCUUCUUGAUCCCAACAAUAGUGGGGCUUACUCAGCACUUGCUAAUACGCUUUCAGCUUGUGGAAGAUGGAAAGAUGCUGCUAUGAUUAGGAAAUCAAUGAAGGACAGAGCAGUAAAGAAGGAACAAGGAAUCAGCUGGGUUCAAAUCCAGAACAAGGUCCAUAUUUUUGGGGUUGAAGAUGGGCUUCAUCCACAAAGAGAUGCAAUAUAUAGAAUGAUUUCAAAAAUAUGGACGGAGAUAAAGAAAAUGGGCUUUAUUCCAGACACUGAUUCUGUCUUGCAUGAUCUAGACCAGGAAGUGAAGGAACAAAUCCUUAGACACCAUAGCGAAAAACUCGCUAUUGCAUUUGCUUUGUUAAAUACUCCAGGAUAUGCCACACUGAGGAUCAUGAAGAACCUUAGAGUCUGCAAUGACUGUCAUUCCGCCAUAAAAUAUAUCUCUAAGCUUGUCGGUAGAGAAAUUAUUGUAAGAGACUCCACACGUUUUCAUCAUUUCAAGGAUGGUUCAUGUUCAUGUCAGGAUUACUGGUAGAAGAAACAGUGGAAUUUCAUGAAGAAUCCGACUAGAACUGAUGAGUAAUUUACAAGUAUAUUAAACUGAAAAUAUAUAAAUGUACACAGGAGCUUAAAAUCAUUCACUUUUUUAGAUGAGUUUGCCUGAGGUCUGACUUCAAGUGGACGCGCGCUAGAAUGCUUCCGAGACAAUCAAAUGCUUGUGUUCUUGUUCAUGCCUGUCAAGAUAUCUUGCAGUUGAGGUCUAAUCUUACCAAAUUGGAGGCGGCACAUUUUCUAUAACCCUGGAUUUGAAUCAAUCAGUUCAGAUAAUUCGGUGGUCUCUCUUUACCUAGUCUGCUUUGGUUCAUAGUAUCCACACCCAUUUUAAUUGACUUUCAAUUCUUGCAUCUGAUUCAUAGGCCUGAGGGAAAUGAUUUUUCAUUUUUUUUUUUGGGUAUAUUGAUGACAGUUAAUCAUUGUAUUACUCAUAGUGGCUUAAGGGAAAUGUAUCCUAUAGGAAUGUAGUUUGUAGCAAGAUUAAUAACAUUAAGACGAGCAUAAAAUAUGUAGGUGUGAUGCUCUGUCGAUAGUAUAUCUGUAAAGCACAGAGUAAUGAGUAAUAUGUAAGAUGGAAAUAUACAAGAACAUAAUUGACAGA